Messenger RNA from Aspergillus alliaceus, 1675 nucleotides. RefSeq lists its product as uncharacterized. Bases 103 to 1233 code for a protein of 376 amino acids. The record is from RefSeq and is a predicted model, not a curated record. Lineage: Eukaryota; Fungi; Ascomycota; Eurotiomycetes; Eurotiales; Aspergillaceae. The transcript has 4 exons.
UAUCCUUCGCUCUAGGAUCAGAUUUAUAGACAAAUUUAAUUGCGUGACUGAAGAGGCCCGUAUCUUAAUUGCGCCCUGUUUAGAUCUCGCUCAACAUCAACCAUGGCCGACAACCAAGUCACCCCAGAUUCUAUACUAUCAGAGCUUUCGACGACUCCGUAUGCCUGCUCAUCUGUCCAGCAGUUGAGCGGCGGGACCGCCAACUUCGUCUUCCGUGGCACUCUGCGUCGCCCACUCCCAGAUGGAGCCACAACGGUUGUCAUAAAGCAUACAGAAGACUAUCUAGCAUCCAAUCGAGAUUUCAUAUUAUCCGCCGAACGCUGUCUCAUUGAAGAGUCCAUUCUGAAAUCUCUGGACAAUUUCCCUAAUACGAAGGUUAUGUACAAUGAAGGCACGAGAAGUCAAUUCACAGUAAAGACACCCCGCCUCUACUCAUUCAACCCGUCCACCAAUACUCAGAUCAUGGAAGACAUUCCAGAUGCCGUUGAUUUAAAAUCGUUCUUUGUUUCACUCAGUUCGGCCCGAAGUGUGUCCCGUGAGUGGGCUGUGUCCCUCGGCCGGGCAUUGGGGUUGUGGCUGGGUUCUUUUCAUUCAUGGACCAAGGAAGCGUCGCAGACUGAUGUGGCGUUGGAGAUGGAAAAGAACUCUCUCUUCCGGGAUUUGAAGUUCAGCAUUAACUAUGGCAACCUUGUGAAAAUGGUGAAUAAGUACCCUAAGUUGUUGGAGGGGAGUCGGAAUGUUUUUGAGCAAGUCAGAGAUAUGGCAGAGGGCGAAUCAGGGAGGAAAGAUGGAGAGGGAUUUGGGGUAAUUCAUGGCGAUUUCUGGUCUGGAAAUGUCCUACUCCCCAAAACUCCGUUCGACACUCAAUACUCCAACACACCUCUGUUCAUCAUCGACUGGGAGCUCGCUCAAUGUGGUUCUCGGGCUCUUGAUCUGGGCCAAAUGAUGGCCGAGUUGUACGAGCUAAAACACUUCAAAGAUAUCGAUGCCGGAGUGUGGAUUAUUCAAGGUAUCGCAGAAGGUUAUCCUACGUUGAGUGAAGGAAUGGCCUUCCGGACGUUGAUCCAUGUAGGGACGCAUUUGAUCUGUUGGGGCAGUACGAUCACUGGCUGGGGAACGUCCGAGCAAGUUGCUGAUGUGGUAAGACUUGGAAGGGAUCUGAUUGUUAAAGCCUGGGAGAAAGAUAAGCGUUGGUUCGAGGGGGAAGCUUGGGAGUGUUUGUUUAAGAAUUAGGGAAGGCCGGUGAUUGAUUACUCAAUCUAUAUGACAGAGAGGGAACCCAUUGAAGGCGCCUAAACAUGGAGCCCCAACUCAGGACAUGAAAUUUACAUAUAGUUAUGUAUGAUUUUUACUGUAUCCCAUCCUUACAAGAAGAAAGAUUCCUUCAAUAAAAAUGCGUACGUAGUAUGUAUGUUAUAACACCAAUCAUAUGCUACAUUGUCUAUAAUCUUGCGCGGAAAGCGUCCCGUAUGGAUUCUAAACCCGAUGGGCCAUCGUAGACCUGUUGUUCAAGAAGACGGGUAUUGAUAUGUUGGGGUCCUAGUUUAUCCACAGUUUCGACGCCAAGUAACCGCAUGCAUGUCUUGCUCUCAUCGGCCAGAACUAUAUAUCAAUCAGUAAUUUGCUUCUCAGAUACUGGGGUUCAAACGUACUCUGCAGGGUACGCUUAACACCG